Messenger RNA from Orbilia oligospora ATCC 24927, 1476 nucleotides. RefSeq lists its product as uncharacterized. The record is from RefSeq and is a predicted model, not a curated record. Lineage: Eukaryota; Fungi; Ascomycota; Orbiliomycetes; Orbiliales; Orbiliaceae. The transcript has a single exon. Bases 1 to 1476 code for a protein of 491 amino acids.
AUGAAGGUAACUUUCGCUCUCGUUCUGCUCUCGCAGGCGUUAUCUCUCGUUAGCGGAACUCGCUGCAAUGCCGACAACUGCGCCAGACAAGUUACAGGUGAUAGGUAUGCCGGUUACCUACAGAAUCAACGGAGAACCGACUGCACCAAGUACCUAGUGAAGACCACUUACAGAGGUAUCUCAACCAAGUGGGUGACAAGGACAAUCAAAAAAGUCGCCACAAAGACCGUCAAGAAAACCGUUACAAAGACUGUUGGGAAAGUCGCCACAAAGACCGUUGGGAAAGUUGUUACCAAGAUUGUUCCAAAGGUUGUGACAUCGUACACAACCAGGACAGUUAGAAUCACAAGCGGUACUACUACUAUCACUGUCACGCCCCCAGUAGCUUCGGUUACCAAGCGAGAUCUGGGUCUCGAGAAAGAGCAUGAGAAUAUGGAUAUGCUUGAGACUCGCAGUGAGCAUGAAAAUAUGGAUAUCCUUGAGGCUCGCGGGUAUAAUUACCCUCCUAAGGUUCAAUCAGGAGUCGUAAAGAACUGUGUCGGCUGGAGAUACGUCCAAGGCAACGACAAUUGCGACAACAUCGUCAAGAGGUUUUCUAAGGCACCUAUUGCCCUUACCAAAGCCAACCUGCUUAAGUGGAAUCCAGCUUUGAAGAAUGGAUCUGGUCUUAGGAAGGGGUACUGGGUCUGUGUCCGCAUUGACAACAUGCCAUCAUACAUCAGCGCUUGUGAUGCUCAGCGGUACACAUCUGCAUGCUCAUGCUGGGGUAUCAAACCCGGCACUAAGACCAUCUGCAGCAAGACCACCACCAAAACCGCCACUAGGACUUCAACUUCAACAGCUACUCGGACAUCCACCUUGACCAAAACCAAAACCACGACAGGUACCGUAACUAAGACUUCAACUUCCACCAGAGUAGUCACCUCGACGUCAACCAAGGUUAUCGUCGUAGACAAGACCUCCGUUAUUCCUGCCUCUACUGCAACUGUUACCUCUCUGCCAGAUGGACACAUUGUCUGUGGGGGCCAGGCUGUCAACCCUUUUAAUAAUGAUAACCACUGCGGGAAAUGUAAUGUUGCAUGCAGCACUUACUGUCAAGCCGGUGCCUGUGCGGGCUGCACUGCAACUACUUCAAUUUGCGAGGAUGGCGGUGGUCAUCUCUGCGGUGACGACUCUACCUGUAUCUGUACCUUGAACAUCGAAGGUCAACGCACCUGUGCUGUCUCUUCCAACUGCGAAGGCGACGUCUGCUCAAAGUCUUCCGAUUGUCAGAGCGGCUGGACAUGCGUUCCUGGAACUUGCUGCGGUGAUGAGCCAGUUUGUAUGAGAGCACCAAGCGGUUGUCCUAACGGUCAAAACAUCAAGAGAAUUUUCAAGCGCGAGCCAUUGCCAAGUGGAACAAUCAGCAAGCGAAGAAUUCUAGUUCCAGAAUUCGAUCUAUCGUGGAAGUUGGCCAGGAUGAAGAACAAGGUUUAA